Molecule: messenger RNA, 2148 nt
Organism: Corvus hawaiiensis (hawaiian crow)
Lineage: Eukaryota; Metazoa; Chordata; Aves; Passeriformes; Corvidae
Gene: HSD11B1L
Product: hydroxysteroid 11-beta dehydrogenase 1 like
Exons: 8
Coding region: 846-1712 (288 amino acids)
Cellular component (GO): intracellular membrane-bounded organelle
Molecular function (GO): oxidoreductase activity
Source: RefSeq, a predicted model, not a curated record
AACACCUGGCCAUGGUGUUUGCAUUGCCAAGGCUUUUAAUAUUUCCCUACAUGAUGCACAGUCACCAGUUUUACAGCUGCAAUGGCAACCCACAAAAGGGAAGAAGGGAAGAGAAUAUUUGGCCUUUCUUGGCAUUUUCAUUAUAAAUAAGAGAUCUGAGGAGACCGACUUUCCCAAACUCACAGGACAGAGAGGUUUCCCCUUUAAAAAAACCAGCAAAAGCUAUUGUGCAAAGGGACAACCCAAACCUUGGCAGACAGCGGUACUGCAGUAGUAGGACAUACGAUAGAUACAGCUGACAAGAGAGAGCCAUUUUUUUAAGUCGUGCAUUCACACGCAUUUUGGGGAAAAGGGAUUUCUCUGCUAAAAUGCAUUGUUCGCUCCCAAGGACACCCUUCUGCACUUCCUCGCUACGGGUGUACGUCCAGAUCCGAGCGUCGCGCUGUUCUCGGCCUUAUGUUACGUGUCCAUGCUUGUCCCCAGACAGCGCCAGAGCCCUGCCCGGCGUGUGCAGACACAUACGGGGAGCUCCCAGGCGCUGGGACAGGCGAGGCCAAGGGCGCGGAGCGACGGAGCCGGGCGAGCGGAGCCGAGGCUCGCGGUGUGUGAAGGCUGGCUCGGAGUGCAGAGGGCUGUGGGAAUUGCCGGUGAAAGAUCCUGUUUGUUCUGACCAAAGUGGCUGUGGCUGCCAGGGGAGAGACCCCUCUGGUGGGGUCUCGGUUCUAGAAAAGCCUUUACGUGCCUCUCGCAGGUCGGCUGCCGGCAUCAGAGGAAGGAGAACACAGUAUUUUGGCUGAAGGGCUCAACUUCAAGACUUCACUUUGUUCCUCACAACUUGGAGGGAUAUGAAGCCAAUUGGAAAAGUGCUUUGUGCCACAGGGGUCGUAGCUGGGCUCAUAGCUUUCUUCUGGAAAGACGAUUUUAAUCCAGAGAGCUUGUCUGGUGCCCGUGUUGUCGUGACUGGAGCCAGUGCUGGGAUUGGAGAGCAGAUAGCAUAUCACUAUGCCAGAUUUGGUGCUGAAAUUGUGUUGACUGCCAGGAGGGAAGCUGUGCUGCAGAAGGUGAUGGAGAAAUGCCUGACACUUGGAGCAAAGAAAAUAUUUUAUAUCCCUGCAGAUAUGUCUUCCCCUUCAGAGCCUGAAAAGGUGAUUCAGUUUGCUGUCCAAAAGCUGGGGGGCCUGGAUUACCUGGUGUUGAACCACAUUGGCACAAACCGUUUCCAGAAGUGGACUGGAGAUGUGGAAUACACCCGCUGGCUCAUGCAGGUGAAUUUUUUGAGUUAUGUGGCACUUGCAACAGCAGCUCUUCCCACCCUGGAGAAGAACAGAGGCGCUCUGGUGGUUGUUUCUUCCCUCACAGGGAAAAUGCCCACUCCCUUCACCACUUCUUACUCUGCCACCAAGUUUGCACUGGAUGGAUUCUUUGGCUCGCUGCGCCAUGAGCUCAUCAUGCAGAAGAGAAAUGUCUCUGUCACAUUGUGCAUCCUGGGCCUGAUUGCUACUGAUUCAGCACUGGAGAAUAUCAGGGGCAAAGUGCACCUCAGUGCCUCUCCUGCUCCCGAGGCCGCGCUCGCCAUUGUCCGGGGAGGAGCCGCUCGGGCGCACGAGGUUUUCUACCCGGGGUGGCUGCAGCAGCUCUGCUGCCUCUGGGCUUUGUUCCCCAGCAGCAGCAACCAGGUGCUACGGACUUUCUACAACUACAGCAGUCCUUAAUGCCCAGUCCCCUCUCCCAUCCUCUAUCCCUUCUAAUCACAUUCCUGCCAUCCCACUAAGCAUCCCACCCAACCACUGGUGUCAAGCAGGAGCAGGGCAGCAGUGGUGGCAAGGUGCCCUUUUCCUAACAUGACUCGUGGUCUCUCAUCCUGCUUCAGCCAUGGUUCUGUUGCUGCUACCCUUCAGAGAUCUUUCCCCCUCUUCACUCUGUCUUAGCCCUGCUCCCAUCUCCCCUCCUCCUUCAGCCUCACCUGCUUUUACUGCAUCCAGCCUCCUCUCAGCCCCAGCUUUAACUCCUGUCUGUCUGUACAGGAUGUCCUAGAAUGUCUGUACAUUCCAGGGACAUCCUGCUCCAUGACUUCACUGGGUUUUUUUGAUUCCAUGAAGUAGAAUUUUAAUCUCUUAUUUUAAUUAAAUUAUUUUUAAUGUGUUGGUA